This is a messenger RNA of Galendromus occidentalis (western predatory mite), 1716 nucleotides long. It is a transcript of the gene rngo, whose product is annotated as DNA damage inducible 1 homolog rngo. The transcript is spliced from 10 exons. Gene Ontology annotation, molecular function: aspartic-type endopeptidase activity; protein binding. The record is from RefSeq and is a predicted model, not a curated record. Bases 118 to 1338 code for a protein of 406 amino acids. Gene Ontology annotation, biological process: proteolysis. Lineage: Eukaryota; Metazoa; Arthropoda; Arachnida; Mesostigmata; Phytoseiidae.
AGAAAUCUCCCGCGGUUGUUACGGUUGUGCCGUGUUGUUCUACUCUCGUAUUUGUUCCGUUCGAGUGUCGGUCCUUGGUAAUUGUUCUAGGCCGUGAUUUCCCUCAACGCUUCCACCAUGAGAAUAACUAUCACCACAGUGACUGGCGACGUUUUCGUGCUUGACGUGUCGGCUGAUAUUGAGCUCGAGAAUCUGAAGGCCCUCGCGGCAUUCGAGGUUGGAAUUCCUGCAGCAGAGAUGAUCGUCAUCCAUGAAAUGCGACCCUUAACCGAAGAUAAAAGACCGAUAUCUCAGCUCGGUCUCAAAGACGGCGACAUGGUGCUGGUUCAAAAGUCCCCUCCCAGGGCCCAACGUACCCCCCAGGGAUCACUACCGGAGAAUGAUCCAGCUGUCCUAAGGCAAAUGCUCCUAUCAGACCCAGAGCAGCUCGCAUUGGUGAGACAGAAGAACCCUCAGCUAGCAGAGGCCCUGGAACGGAGCCCCGAGGAGUUCGACAAGUAUGUGCGAGAGUUCAACCGCGAAAGAGCGGAGAGAGAAAUGGCACGGAUUCGAAUGCUCACUGCGGAUCCCUUCAAUCCGGAAGCUCAAGCAUUGAUUGCCGAAGAAAUAAGACAGAAAAAUAUCGAUUCCAACAUGGAGGCUGCGAUGGAGCAUCAUCCGGAGGCUUUCGGAACGGUCGUGAUGCUUUACAUAAAUUGCAAGGUGAACGGGCAUCCUGUGAAAGCUUUCGUAGAUUCAGGAGCACAAAGAACAAUCAUGAGCUCAGCUUGCGCCGAACGCUGCGGAAUAAUGCGUCUAGUCGAUCCACGCUGGGCUGGCAUUGCAAAGGGUGUAGGAACGCAAAAAAUUCUGGGACGCAUCCAUUUGGUCCAAAUCGAAAUAGAGAAGGAUUUCCUAACGACCAGCUUCUCUGUACUGGAAGCUCAGCCGAUGGACAUGCUCUUGGGCCUGGAUCUCUUGAGACGCUUCGAGUGCGUCUUAGACCUGAAACAGAAUGAGCUGAUCAUCGGUACAACCGGAACCCGAACCCAGUUUUUGCCAGAGUCUGAGCUCCCCGCGCACGCUCGCUUGGACGCCGUGAUGGAUGAAGAGAGCGCGAUGAAAGCAGCGCUCGAGAACUCGAAGAUGGAUACCAGCGCGGGCCCUUCAACUUCUCAAGGGAGCUCCAGUGGUAGCGUUCUCAGUAGCUUGCGAUACGGCACCGAGACGCAAGUCAAGGAAAUAAUGGCCUUGGGAUUCAAACGCGAGGACGCUGUUCGAGAGUUGGAGGGAGCCAAGGGCGAUAAAAACGUAGCCAUCGGUGCCCUAUUCGCGAAAUCGUUCACUGUUCCAAAAUAGGAGUCUCGACUUCCGAACUCUCUACGUCGCACAAUCGGAGAGAAAGAAAUUGUGUCAUCUGUACAGUUGUCCAGGAUUUUCGAGCGGCUCUUUCCGGACUCUCCACCGAAGCGGUGCGCGGAGACGCAGGCUCCGUGCGUAUCGGGUCCUUCGUCUGGCUGAUCUACUAUUUUUGCUUCAUUGUGCUCAUGACAGUAUUCGAAUUCGAGAGGGGGAUGAUUCGGAUGAGUUCUUCUAUAUUCCGGAUCUGGGAUACGCGCUCUGUCGACCUCCAAUCAAAGCAUCAGCUUGCGUGAACUUCUUGUGAAAUCGUUACCUCAUUACUCUUAAGACACAAGGGGGCACUUCGGCCUUACGAUUGAUGUAAUUAAUAAAAUA